AUGACAGAGAAUUCGGCCGCCAAUAAGACUAGCGAAAUGGCCAAGAGAAUGUUUAGUUCGGCGAGGAAGAGGAAACUUGAAGAGACGACCGAAAAAGAAAUAAAUCAGAAAGCUGGGACCAGUGAUAGUAACGAUAACAGUGCUGAUGCAAAGACCACAGAAAGAGAUGAGCUUCUACGGCAGAAAGCCAAACAAGCAUUGCUAAGAGAAUCUGCCAGAGGGAAGCAACGAGCUGAACGGAUGGGUUCGGAAGGAUGGUAGGCAAUUCAAAAACUGCUGAUUCUUUUAGACUUUUUCAGGAUUCGGCCGACCUCGCUCAACACAAACAAGAUAUUCCUCAACAGGAUGGUACAAUCUACAUUAUCGAAGUCCUUGCAAAGACCUCAGCCUUCGACGAAACAUACCGAUAAAUCUCACAACGACCUCAAUAAAUCCACCAAAUCAUAA
Molecule: messenger RNA, 447 nt
Organism: Bursaphelenchus xylophilus (pine wood nematode)
Lineage: Eukaryota; Metazoa; Nematoda; Chromadorea; Rhabditida; Aphelenchoididae
Source: the annotation of a GenBank genome assembly